Molecule: messenger RNA, 1554 nt
Organism: Thalassophryne amazonica
Lineage: Eukaryota; Metazoa; Chordata; Actinopteri; Batrachoidiformes; Batrachoididae
Gene: scn4ba
Product: sodium channel, voltage-gated, type IV, beta a
Exons: 5
Coding region: 687-1388 (233 amino acids)
Biological process (GO): regulation of sodium ion transmembrane transporter activity; cardiac muscle cell action potential involved in contraction; regulation of ventricular cardiac muscle cell membrane repolarization
Cellular component (GO): membrane; voltage-gated sodium channel complex
Molecular function (GO): transmembrane transporter binding; sodium channel regulator activity
Source: RefSeq, a predicted model, not a curated record
CAGUACCUCUCCUGCUCAUUCUUGCCCGCACUGGCUGGGAAGACGCACUUGCUGCUUUUCUGCAUGGCUGCUGGCUCUGCUCCACUCUCCCUCUGUGCCUCUCUGGCUUUUUUUCACCACGUCCCUCUCCAGCCCAUGUCUCCCCUCGUGGGGCAUGUUUCGCCAGCCUCCUUCCCUGGCUGCUUUUGCUACUGCUGAUGGAGCAGCGGAGCUGACUGAGGCUACGCUGCUGCACCACUCAGUUUGUCUUCUCAUCUUUUGCCUCACAUUUCGCCUUGCUGGAUAACCGCCUGCCAGAGACAGGGACAGAGGGGAGGGAGGGAGGGAGAGAGAGUGUGCUCUUCAUUCAGCUGCUGCAUUCUUCAGUCUGUCUUUCCCUCUGCUGCUCUCCAGCAGAGGGAACAACUGGACAAGAGCGAGGUCUUUGAAGGAAUUCCUCCUCUUCUCACUCUGCUUCCUCCUUCUGUUCAUUCCUGGGACAGAGUGGAGAGGAGGACACCAGAGGGAGGGAGUGAGAGCAAGACUUCAGCCUUUUGCGGUGUCAGUGUCCCACCUCGCUCCAGAGACACAUAAGACAUACGUGCAUAGACUAGACUUAGUUGGAGCUGAACAAACUGAAAGACAGAUUGACAGACAAAAUCAGUCUGCGCGCAGAGAGACAGACAUAAACACAGACAGGUGGUAUCAUGGCGUCAGUGGACAGCACCGGUUCAAGUGUCUCCAGUCGGCUGAGAUCAGGAGAUCUACUUCAUGCUGGUCUGGCAGUUGCCCUGCUGCUGGGUGUGUGGAACGUUGGUGGACUGGAGGUGUCUACAGGGAAAGUGUCUUCAAUUGAAGCAAUGAAUGGCUCCACAGUGCUGCUGCCUUGCACCUACUCCUCCUGCAUUGGCAUCCAAAAUCUGCAGUUCAACUGGCAUUAUAAUGACAAUGGCACUAUGGUUAAGCUUUGUGAAGGAGUGGUUCCUACUGAGGGGGUGGAGCCCAGAGUGCAGGUGUUCCACGAACGUGUAGAGUUUGUUGGCUCUUCGAAGGGCAGCAACAUCUCUAUCCUGCUGUGGAACAUCACGUUUGAAGAUGAAGGAGAAUACAAAUGUUUCGCCAUGAAUCCAAAAGAGAAGAACCGCAACCACAGUGCUGUGUUCACACUCAUAGUGGUAGAUCAAGUGAAGGAGGUUGACAACACGUUAACAGUCAUCAUUGUCUCAGUACUGGGUGGAGUCAUUGGCUUAGUUAUCAUCAUCAUGGUCGUAAAAGCUGUGGUACUUCACUUUCUGAGGAAGGACGGUGAGAAAAACAAAGAGUGCCUGGUGAGCUCCUCAGGGAAUGACAACACAGAGAAUGGACUUACAGGAGCCAAAGCUGACAACAAAGGAACACCAAAGGCAUGAGCAAAAUGUAAAGUAUGUUUGUAGAUACUGUAUGUCAGACAAAUGUACACAUUCAGAGAAAAUUAUGCUUAUCAAAGGACUGUUUUAUCUUAAUAGUAGCUAACUAAUAAAAUAUGUAAAAUGUCUAUUUUAAAUUAUGCUUGAAAUCUAGAAAGUGUGAAAUGUG